GUGGGAUCAAGGCAAGAACUUGAUUUCUUACUGUAUUCCGCGUGCAACAGCCUGAUUACAGAUGGCGCGGUUGCAUCUCCGUCCCACCACCAAGAGAGGGAGGGGUUGCGGCCCCCAACAUCCAGCAUCCAGCAUCCAGCAUCAACAUCAAGCAUCAAGCAUCAAGUAAACCAGCGCAGAUCCCACUGGGAUAAACCCGCCGGACACCCCACCCCUCAUUGACCCAACAACACCCUCGCACAGCAGCAAAUGCACGGCGCUCGAGAGAGGAGGGAAGUGCAACAGACGGUCUCACAAUGAACUCAUUGACGUGUGCCUUUGCGCCUCUCGUCGCAGCUGGAAUGUUCCGUCCACGAGCACGAUCGUACUUCCACCAACGAGAUCGCGACCUUUGGUUUAUCCUCACCUCCACAUGUAACUUUGACGCGCGGGAGCCUGCGACACGAGCCAAGCAGAGCCGUCCCCAAUCUUCGGUUCGCUCUUCGAGACAUCGAAAGCCCGGGCCGAACUCUGAAGAAGCCAAUUGCUGCGGUGACGCCCCUCGUUCAUGGUCCGUCCCAGGUGGGCUCACUUCAAUUCCGAUGUCCGAUGUCAAGACGUGAAGUCACAGUUGCACUCGGCGCACAACCCGAACUCUGGCUCUGCCUCGGGAGAAAUGUGACGCUGUGGAAACUGCAACACUUCCCUGUGCUGAAUCUCGAAUUCGGGUUGUCUCGAUGGUCCUGGAGCUCUUCGGGCGGCUUCACCGUCCCACGGUAACCAUCUCUUGGAAGAGGUAUGAGAUGCUGUU
Hyaloscypha bicolor E is the source of this 790-nucleotide messenger RNA. RefSeq lists its product as uncharacterized. The transcript has a single exon. NCBI's taxonomy places the organism in Eukaryota, Fungi, Ascomycota, Leotiomycetes, Helotiales, Hyaloscyphaceae. Bases 297 to 602 code for a protein of 101 amino acids. The record is from RefSeq and is a predicted model, not a curated record.